Messenger RNA from Xiphophorus hellerii (green swordtail), 4543 nucleotides. RefSeq names its product NLR family CARD domain-containing protein 3-like. The coding region runs from base 331 to 3666 and encodes 1111 amino acids. The transcript is spliced from 14 exons. The record is from RefSeq and is a predicted model, not a curated record. Gene Ontology annotation, molecular function: protein binding. NCBI's taxonomy places the organism in Eukaryota, Metazoa, Chordata, Actinopteri, Cyprinodontiformes, Poeciliidae.
UUUUCGUCCUUCACUGGUGACAAACAAAUUCCUGUAGCAGCUCAUCGUGUCACAAUCUGUUUGCUUCACACCUGGAGUGGAAAGUAUCGUCGUCUCCAACACAAGACUGUUGGUACAAACUUUUUCUUCCUUUACUGGUGAUAAACUAAUUCCUGUAGCAGCUCAUCGUGUCACAAUCUGUUUGCCUCACACCUGGAGUGGAAAGCAUCGUCGUCUCCAACACAAGACUGUUGGUACAAACUAGGAAUGCAGAGGAUUAUUAAAUAUGGAAUAACUUAACAAAUCAUUAAAAAGGAAACUGUGAGCUGAUGUGGAUGAAAAUUCAACAGCAUGGAUGAGAAAAGUGACAAAAGGACUCAUCAGCUGUCAAAACCUAAACUCAGUGAUGACUCCCCCACAUCAUCACUGAACCCAUCAAAGGGAGACAUCUCUGGAUUCAGCAGUGAUUUGUCCAAAGACAAAUCAGAACAAACUUCAUCCUCAGACAGGAUGCAUCAGGAUCCCAGCGGUGUGUCCUAUGUUUCCAAGGACAGGAGUCCUAACUUUAAAUCAGAGGUUCCUUCUCCACCAGAGAGGAUUCAUCAGGAUCCCAGCUGUUUGUCCUACAGAAGUGAUGUUUCCAAGGACAGGAGUCCUAACUUUAGCUCAGAGGUUCCUUCUCCACAUGAGAUAGUGGACGAACAAAGCUCAGAGAUUCCCAGUGGCCAGUGUGAAGAGCUGGAAUCUACAUUUAAGCUGCUGAAGGAAAACAUUGCAACUUAUGUGAAUGGCGAGCUAAAGACAAUCCAGAAUCUCCUGGACCCAAACAGUACAGAAUGUUUAGAUAGUCCGUGGGAGUUUGAUGAAGUGUCAGAAGACGAGGAUGAAGAGAUGAUCAGGAGCAACAAGGAGGCACUUUUAAAGAUCGCACUGAACUUUCUGAAGAAAAUGAAGAAAAAGGAUCUGGCAAAUCGUCUGCAGAACAAACUUCAUGCUGCAGUUUGCCAACGUCAGCUGAAAUCGUCUCUGAAGAAGAAGUUCCAGUGUGUGUUUGAGGGGAUUCCUAAAGCAGGAAACCCAACUCUUCUGAAUCAGAUCUACACUGAGCUCUACAUCAUAGAGGGAAGAACUGGAGAGGUCAAUAAAGAACAUGAGGUCAGACAGAUUGAAAUAGUGUCCAUGAAACCACAGAGACCAGAAACAAAAAUCGGACAAGAAGACAUCUUUAAACUCCCACCUGGAAGAGUUGAACCAAUCAGAACAGUGAUGACACAGGGAGUGGCUGGCAUUGGGAAAACAGUUCUAACACAGAAGUUCACUCUGGACUGGGCUGAAGACAAAACCAACCAGGACAUUCAAUUCAUAUUUCCAUUCACAUUCAGAGAGUUGAAUAUGUUAAAAGAUAAAAAGUUCAGUUUGAUCGAACUUGUUCAUCACUUCUUUGCUGAAACUAAACAGAUCAGCCAUUUUGAACAGUUCCAGGUUCUGUUCAUCCUUGAUGGCCUGGAUGAGAGUCGACUUUCUCUGGACAGCAAUGAGAUCCUGACUGAUGUUACACAGUCUGCCUCAGUGGAUGUUCUGCUGACAAACCUUAUCAGGGGGAAACUGCUUCCUUCAGCCCGCCUCUGGAUAACUACAAGACCUGCAGCAGCCAGUCAGAUCCCUGCUGAAUGUGUUGGCAUGGUAACAGAGGUCAGAGGGUUUUCUGACCCACAGAAGGAGGAGUAUUUCAAGAAGAGGUUCAGAGAUGAGGAGGAGGCCAGCAAGAUCAUCUCCCAUGUGGAGAAAUCACGGACCCUCCAUAUCAUGUGCCACAUCCCAGUCUUCUGCUGGAUCACUGCUACAGUUCUAGAAAAUGUGUUGAAGACCAAAGAGGAAGAAGAGCUGCCAAGCAGCCUCACUGAGAUGUACAUCCACUACCUGGUCGUUCAUGCCAAAAUGAAGACAGCAAAAUAUGACAAAGGGAAAGAAACUGAUUCACCUUGGAGUCCAGAGAGCAGGAUGAUGAUUGAGUCUCUGGGAAAACUGGCUUUUGAUCAGUUGCUGAAAGGAAACCUGAUCUUUUAUAAAGAAGACCUUACAGCAUGUGGCAUUGAUGUCAGAGCAGCCUCAGUGUACUCAGGAGUCUUCACAGAGCUCUUUGAAGAGGAGAGAGGUCUGUGCCAGGACAAAGUUUUUUGCUUUAUCCAUCUGAGUGUUCAAGAGUUUCUAGCAGCUCUCUAUGUCCAUCUGACCUUCAUCAAAGAUGGUCAUAAUGUGAUGGAACCAAAACAAGUAUCUUCCAAGAUUUUUACAUUUUAUAGCAAACCAAAACUAACAAAUCUCCAUCAGAGUGCCAUUAAUAAGACCAUGACAGAUACAAAUGGACAUCUGGACUUGUUCCUCCGCUUCCUCUUGGGUCUUUCAGUGCCGACAAAUGAGAAACUUCUGGAAGGGUUGGUGACACAAACAGGAAGUAACUCACAGACUAACCAGGAAACAAUCCAGUUCAUUAAGAAGAAGCUCAACAACAAUUUGCCUGCAGAAAAAAGCAUCACUCUCUUUCACUGCCUCAAUGAACUGAAUGAUCACACCCUAGUGGAGGAAGUCCAGAAAACUCUGCAGUCAGGGAAUCUCUCCACAGAUAGCCUAUCUUCGGCACAGUGGUCUGCUCUGGUGUUUGUCUUACUGACAUCAAAAAAAGAUCUGGACGUGUUUGACCUGAAGAAAUACUCAGGUUCUAAGGAGGUUCUACUGAGGCUGAUGCCAGUGGUCAAAGCAUCCAACAAGGCUCUGCUUGGUGCCUGUGAUCUCUCAGAAGAGAGCUGCAAAGCUUUGUCAAAAGUCCUCAGCUCCCCGUCCUCCAGUCUAAGAGAGUUGGACCUGAGUAACAACAACCUGGAGGAUUCAGGAGUGAAGUUUCUAUCAGAAGGACUGAAGAGUCCACAUUGCAAACUGGAAACUCUAAGGUUGUCAGGCUGUCUAUUAACAGAAGAGAGCAGUUCUCAUCUGGUUGAAGCACUGGGUCCCCACUCCCGACUGACAGAGCUGGAUCUGAGCUACAAUCAUCUAGGAGCCUCAGGAGAAAAGAUUCUGACAGCUAUAAAAUCAGAAUCCAAACUGGAGACUGUCAUCAGAUUGAGCCCUGCAGGAUGGAGAUGGUUGAAACAUGGUUUAAGAAAAUAUUCCUUUCAACUCAAAAUUGAUGCAAACACAGUCAGCAAAGAUCUCAAAGUAUCUGAGCAAAACAGAAGAGUAACAAGCGGGGAAGCAGACGUGCCAUAUCCUGAUGAUCCAGCGAGAUUUGAUUAUCCUCAGCUGCUUUGUGAAAAUAAACUGGAAGGUCGCUGUUACUGGGAGGUCAAAUGGAAAGGGACGGUUUCCAUAUCUGUGAGUUACAAAAAUAUUCAGAGAAAAGGAAAUAUGGAUGACUCUGUGUUUGGAGGGAACAGUCAGUCCUGGAGUCUGGGCUGCUCUGAAGGUGAUGGUUACUCUGUUUGGCACAAUAAUGAGAAAACACCCUGCACCCCUACAGCGGUCUCUGAAAGAGUAGCAGUAUAUGUAGACUAUGUAGCUGGCAUUCUGUCCUUUUACAACAUAUCCUCUGACAAACUGAUCCACCUCUACACCUUCAACACCAAGUUUACAGAACCUCUUUAUCCUGGGUUUGCGUUAUGGAGUCACGGUUCCACUGUGUUACUGUGUUGAGUGUAAAAAGCCUCAUUUUGUCAGAGAAACCCCUUAACAUCUCUAUCUAACGAUGAUAACGUCCAAACAUCACAGUACUUCAGACACAUUUGUUUAAAAUUACAGAUUCAUUUUUUAUUUUUGAGUAUAAAUAUCUGUCCCUAAGCUUCAUCAAUAGGUCAUUUUAACAGGAAUCUGAGUGUUUUAUUUUCUGUGUAAUAAAUAUAUUUUGGGGGGUUUUUCUUUGGACAAUAAAAUCCAAAGAACGGAGGGCAGAAGUUGCUUCCGUAGAAAAACUAUAGUCUAUAUUCAAUUCUUAAUAUGUAUUAAGCUGGUUCCCUAAUUAUUAUUCUGUGAAGAAAUAAUUUGGCACUGGAGUCUCAACUCCCAGAAAAAUGCCAUGUUCAAACAUACUUCCAUACAACAGGUCUCCCAAUAAUGGUGUAAGAAGGAAUUCAUGAGUCUGUGUGUAAAUAAAACUUCAGGUCUGUUUGUUUCUGUUUGUCUUUUUAGAUAAAAUUUUAGUGUUUUUGAAAGUAACAUUUUUAUAUGUUAUGGUAUGCUACAUUUCGAGUUAAUCACAAUAUCUUAUGAUUUAUAUCUUGGUAUUGUUAUUGUUACUACUGAUGAUAUAUGGUAAUUUUUACCGGGAUAUAUUGAAAACUGUAAUGUUGUGGCUAUUAUGCAGUCGUUCAUUUAAUCAAACAUGUUGUGAUGCAGUUACUUUAAAAAUAUCCUAGUGCUGUUAGUCAGAAAGGAGGACUUUCUCCUCUCUAAGUGAUGGAACUAUGUUAGAGAAAAUGUUUAUAUAUUUUACAGAAUAGUGUGUCUUUCAUUUUCCUUACAGUCGCUGUUACUGGGAGGUCAAAUAAAAUGGGGAGGGGUGUUUUCUUAAUAG